Messenger RNA from Malaclemys terrapin pileata, 3021 nucleotides. RefSeq names its product coagulation factor XIII B chain-like. Lineage: Eukaryota; Metazoa; Chordata; Testudines; Emydidae. The transcript is spliced from 12 exons. Bases 15 to 1985 code for a protein of 656 amino acids. The record is from RefSeq and is a predicted model, not a curated record.
UAUUGUUAGAGACCAUGAAUAUGGCAUUUAAAAGCUGGAUUUUUCUCAUAAUUUUGGUUGAUUCAGGAGAAACCUCGGCAGAAGAUAAGCCUUGUGAUUUGCCACUCAUAGAAAAUGGGAAGAUAGCCCAGUAUUAUUAUAGUUUUAAAAGUUAUUAUUUUCCAAUGAGUAAAGAGAAAAAGCUUUCCUACACCUGCGUCGCUGGCUAUACAACUGAAUCUGGGAGUCAAGAUGCAAGGAUAACAUGCACAGCAACAGGAUGGUCACCAGCACCAAAGUGUUAUAAAAAAUGUAGCAAACCUCUCUUGGAAAAUGGCAUCUUCUCUGAUACAAAAGUGUCCUACAAAAUAUGGGAACAAUUGCUAUACAGAUGUGCUUCCGGCUAUCAAACUCCAGGAGGUAAUGCUGAUGAAACAGUGCAAUGUCUUCCAGAAGGAUGGUCUUCUCACCCAAGCUGUGCUAAAAAGUUUGAGAGCUGCUUAGUACCAGACUUACAUCACGGCCACUACUCCACAACCCAGCGGAUCCUCAAACUGAAUGAAACACUGAUGUAUGAAUGUGAUGAGGGAUACCACACCAGAGGAGGAAACACUAUUGAAAAGGCAGUCUGUCGUACAUAUGGAUGGUCCCUUACUCCGAACUGCACUAAAGUAACAUGCUUCUUGUUAAGUGAGAUAGAACAUGGGGAUUUCUAUCCCAGGAAGAAAAGCUAUGAGGAAGGAAAUGUGGUUCAGUUUUUGUGUCAGAAAAAUUACUCUUUGAAUGGAUCUGAUUUAAUUCAGUGUUAUGAGUUUGGAUGGUAUCCAGAGCCUCCAAUAUGUGAAGAUAGAAGAAAUAAAUGCCCUCCUCCACCUCAGCCUCCCAAUGCCAAUAUACUCACAGAUUUAAGAACAUAUCAUAAUGGAGCCAAAGUACAUUUGGCAUGUCAGCUUAAUUUUACAAUGAGAGGAUCAGAAGAAAUCCAGUGUGAGAAUGGAAAAUGGACUUCACCCCCAAGUUGCAUUGUUUUAGAAGCCAAAGAAAAAAUACCAUGUGAUCAGCCACCUCCUAUUGAGAAGGGUACAGCAAUAACUGAGGACAAGAUGUAUUACACAGGAGACACUAUUAGAUACAAUUGUGAUCAUGGCUACAGGAUAAAUGGAUCAAGUGAAAUAACCUGUAAAAUGGGAAAAUGGACAUCACCUCCUAAAUGUAUUGAAACACGGGAAACCUGCCCCUCUCCACCUGCAAUUAAAAGUGGUGCUAGUUUUGGACCAUUAUUGACAAACUACACAACAGGUUCCUCAGUAAAAUACAGAUGCCAUCGGUAUCACAUAUUGGAGGGUCCUGAAACUGUUCAUUGUGUACAAGGAAAGUGGACAGCUCAGCCAACUUGUUUAGAACCAUGCACUCUUAAUGUGGAUGAUGUGAGCAAUAAUAACAUAGAGAUGAAAUGGAGACUGGAAGGAGAGUUAUUUUUCCUGCAUGGUGAAACGAUAGAUUUUGUAUGUAAACAGGGAUACUAUUUGUCAUCCUCCAGCAGGCAGUCUCAGCUAACAGUACAGUGUACCCAUGGAAAAAUCAUAUAUCCAACAUGCAUUAUGAAAGAUCCCAAAGAAAAAUGUGGCUCCCCCCCUAUUAUUAAGAAUGGAGAUGUUAUUGACCCACGGCUGACAGAAUAUGAGAGUGAUUCUUCAGUUGAAUAUACUUGUUUUGAUCAUCAUUUUUUGCAAGGGUCCAAUAGAGUCUAUUGUUCCAACGGACAAUGGACUACCCCACCAGAUUGCAUAGAACCAUGCAUUUUAUCGAAGGACGUAAUGGACAAAAAUAACUUAAUACUGAGAUGGAGUUUUGAUGACAAAUCUUAUUUUUUCCAUGGGGAAUACAUUGAAUUUCUAUGUAAAGAGAAUCAUUAUGGAGCACCAUCAACUUCAGUGUUUGAUUUUAGAAUACAGUGUAGCAGAGGACAGCUGACAUAUCCGAGAUGUGUUGAGAGAGGAAGGUAAGAUGUCAACAGCACUGAUGCUUCAAGGGCUGUGAAAGAAGCCACAUUUUAUUUAGAAACCCAAUAAAACGUUACUAAACUAUUUUUAAAAACAAAGUGUUUGACCUUGUAGCCCACUUAAAACUUAAACAUGUAUUUACACUGGAUAUUUUCUUGGUUUAUGAACCUUAAAUAAAAAAGUCAUGCAAAAAGCUUUAUUUGGUCUGUUGAUCGUCUUUUGGUAAUUCAAACCAUUUUCAGUUCAGUAAAACUGUCCUUAAUAUCAAGCAUAGACCAUAUACUUUCUCAUAACAUUUGAGCCUUGGACUGUCCCCUGAACUGUGCAUGGAGAUCAUGUAGCUGGGGUUUGAACCUAACACUUAAGAUUUGGGGAAAAUCCAAAGAAUUUAGAUUUUUUUUUUCCCCAAAUCCAUUACAUGCAGGGCCGGUGCAAGGAUAUUUCACGCCCUAGGCGAAACUUCCACCUUGCGCCCCCCCUCCGGCCCGGGGAGCCAGGGCCACUCUAGAUAUUUUGGUGCCCUACGCAGCCCCAGGCCUCUGCGGGGGGCUGUGUGGGGUCCCACCCCAGGCCUCCACGGGAAGGGGGGCUGGUCUCAGGCCUCUGGGGGCAAGGGGGGGUUGGCCCCUUCCUGCGGGAAGUGGAGCGACCCGGCCCCAGCCUGCUCUGCUCCCCUGGUUCCCAGCCGCGCUGCCGGUGAGUGCGAGAGAGCGGUUCCCCCCUUCCCCCAAGCCUGGGAGCCAGGGGAGCAGAGCAGGCUGGGUCCAGGUCACUCCACUUCCCACAGGAAGUAGGCAACCACCUGUCCCCCACGGAGGCCUGGGUUGGGAACCAGAGGAGCGGAGCAGGCUGGGGCCGGGUCGCUCCAUUUACCAUGUGGUCAGUGCAGGGUCGGGCCUGGCUGCAGUCUUCAGGGGAGUGGGGGCGGGGCCUGGGGGGGGUUGGGGCAGAGCAGGUGGCGGAUCCAUGGGGAAGAGCCGUACAGCCCCCUCUGCGGCAGCUCCCCACCUGGGGAACCCCCCAGCAGCAGCUCCCAGCC